UGUUAUCGCGUGGCUUCCCUAACCGAUGCUUGCAAAUAUUUAGCCUAAUGUAUUGUGUUGACCUAUGUAUUCAUGGCAUAAUGUGAACUUCCGUGAUACACCAAGCUUUGUUGUAAGGGACGCUGCGUUGCAGCCUACACAGAACUUUGUUAUCAAACCCAUUUAUUUUAACCCCUCGGAAGGUCUACACCUAAUCAAUAGAUCGGUUAUGAAUAGACUGUAGGAUUUUCUUUCGUUCCGUUCAAGAAUAAUAGGCCUAUUUCAUUUGAAAAUCCCGAAGUCGGACGGACGGUUGAUUGUCACAUGAGCUCCUGGUAUAUGAUCACAAGCUUAUGAUGGAGUGUUAUGUGAGCAGCAAAACGACCUUGCUGAUUUUGUAGUAAAGUUGAGGCAAUAUAAGCACAGGACAGGGUACAUAUCAACUUCUAUUCUGUUGUGUCAUGCUGAAAGAAAUGCAGUCCGCCGUGAAACAGAAUUUUCACCAGGAGAGUGAGGCGAACAUCAACAAACUCGUCAACACUAAGCUGACUGCAUCCUAUACAUACCUUGCACUGGGAAUGUACUUUGACAGGGAUGAUGUGGCUCUUCCCAACUUCUCUAGUUUCUUCCUUGAUCGCUCUGUGAAGGAGAGGGAACAGGCAGAGAGUCUGCUUGAGUUCCAGAACAGCAGGGGAGGCAGAAUCUUACUGCAGCCUAUUGCUAAGCCUACUCGUGAGGAUUGGCGUGGUGGUUUGGAUGCAAUCACUUUUUCUUUGGAAUAUCAGAAGGCCUUAAACAACUCCCUCCUCGACGUCCAUCGCAUUGCCAGCACUAACAGUGAUCCCCAUCUGUGUGACUACCUGGAGAGCCACUUCCUGACAGACAGCCACGACACCAUCAAGAAGCUGGGUGACUACAUUGGCAGCCUGACCCGCCUCACAUCCAGCGAGCCACACGGCAAUAUGGGAGAAUACCUGUUCGAUAAGCACACUCUGUGAACAACAACAUCUAAAGUGCCACUUGAGCCGUUCAACUCCAGGAAUACAGUGGUACACAACAACCUUUUUAUGUAGCGUGUGCAUGUGUGCUGCUUUACAUUUUAAGGCAUUUUGAGGAGUGGAGGUCUUGGCUCUAAUGCUUAUUGUUUUAAUAUGAUGUAAAACCGCAUGCAUGCACACUAUCUCCUCUGCAGUGAAGUUAGUUCUCUUGCCAUAGAAUAAUGACCGCCAUACCUCAGUACACACCUUGGCACAAACCUGAAUCUUUUCCAGUGCAAUACCUCAAGCUCAAACACAGAUAGUUUCUCAUAGUUUUUAGUACUAGAGUAGUUACCAGCGUAUGUUAAAGAUAGAUCAAGCAUUUCAGCAGGGUGUUUUUUGUAAUUCCUACUUUUCACCUUGACCGUAAACUCUCCGUUACUUGGUUACACAUUCCCUAAUGUACACAGCUCUGUACAUCCUAUUUUUAUUGCCCUUUGGAACAUGACAUUGAUUAACAAGAAUAAAGUACAGUGAAACAAAA
This is a messenger RNA of Clupea harengus (Atlantic herring), 1500 nucleotides long. RefSeq names its product Ferritin, lower subunit-like. NCBI's taxonomy places the organism in Eukaryota, Metazoa, Chordata, Actinopteri, Clupeiformes, Clupeidae. The record is from RefSeq and is a predicted model, not a curated record. Gene Ontology annotation, molecular function: ferric iron binding; ferrous iron binding. Gene Ontology annotation, biological process: intracellular iron ion homeostasis; iron ion transport. Gene Ontology annotation, cellular component: cytoplasm.